This is a messenger RNA of Punica granatum (pomegranate), 1497 nucleotides long. Lineage: Eukaryota; Viridiplantae; Streptophyta; Magnoliopsida; Myrtales; Lythraceae. The record is from RefSeq and is a predicted model, not a curated record.
GUAAUUCGGCAAUGGAUAAUGCUGGACUGUCAUCCGCUUUUUCGCUUUUAUACUAGCAUUCUUGAUUUCCCGUAUAAUCUUGUAAAUCAUGUAGACGAAGAGCCGACAUGUCUGGGAACAUCGUUAUGGUAUAUGCUUUUAGUGUUUUGGAGUAUAUUUCGGAAUGUUUGGUGAUAUUGCAAAUCCAUAAGCCCAGAGGAUUUUGCACAAGCUGCAACUUUAGUGUUUCGAGGCUCACUGGUAACUAGUUUGUGCGUGAAAUAAGACGUCCGUGCUUGCUAAAAAUUUCGCUUGUGAUUACUGAAUUAGCAUUGCGAUGGAGACUUUCUAGCACUAAUCAGGGCUAUGAAUUUCAAGAACGCCAAAGUUCCUAAUGUACCGGGUGGGGCUUCUUCAGCUUUGCUCACAUUGGGAGUCGUAGGCGGUCUCAGCUUGUAUGCAGUUGGAAACAGUCUGUACAAUGUUGAGGGAGGGCAUCGAGCCAUUGUGUUCAAUCGUAUCACUGGCAUUAAAGACAAGGUUUAUCCUGAAGGGACACACCUAAUGAUCCCCUGGUUUGAGAGGCCGGUCAUCUACGAUGUCCGUGCUCGACCUGAAGAGAUCGAGAGUACUUCGGGGAGUCAUGACCUUCAGAUGGUUAGAAUUGGACUUCGUGUUUUGACACGUCCUGUGCCCGACCAGCUCCCUACCAUUUACCGGACUCUGGGUAAAGAUUACGAGGAAAGGGUGCUGCCAUCAAUUAUUCACGAAACCUUGAAAGCCGUGGUUGCGCAAUAUAAUGCGAGUCAGCUGCUGACACAGAGAGAGAAUGUCAGUCGAGAAAUAAGGAAGGUAUUGACAGAGAGAGCAGCUACCUUCAAUAUUGCUGUGGACGACGUGUCGAUCAAGAGCCUAACCUUUGGGAGGGAGUUCACUGCUGCAAUCGAGGCCAAGCAAGUCGCUGCACAAGAAGCUGAGAGGGCCAAGUUUGUCGUGGAGAAGGCUGAGCAAGACAAGAAGAGCGCAAUCAUCAGAGCUCAGGGAGAGGCAACGAGUGCCCAGCUGAUUGGCCAAGCUAUUGCCAAGAACCCUGCAUUCAUCACCUUGAGGAAGAUCGAAGCCUCGAGAGAGAUAGCAAACACCAUCUCGAAUUCGAACAACAGUGUCUUCUUAAGCUCCGAGGAUCUGCUACUGAACCUCCAGGGGUUGGAACUGGGAACCGCGAAGAAAUGAAUACCAAGGUCAAGAACGUGCACGCGGUUUGCUUUUAUCCUUCUAUGUCCUUUUUUCGGGUCACUUGAAUUCUUCAACUCAGGAAAGUAUGUAUAUAGCUUCUGUAGUUGAGCGAAUACUGUCGACGGAGAAUUGCAUAGGCAGUCGACUAGCAAGAAUAAAUUCUUACUUCAACAAGCAGCAAAAUAGCAUUGCUCAUUUGCUGGUAAGGAAGCCCUGUGAAUUGCUACAUUGGUCGAUCUUAUGUCGAUAGGAAGGUCGAAUGAAGUUCAAGAUUUACCAAUA